UAACGAUAAAAAUCUUCACGCUCUUUCGAAAAAAUGUCGAAAGUCACCCAAAUCAUCAACUCAGUAUCUCGUUCUGUUACCAUUCGAACGUAAAGUGCUCCGUAAAUUCAUCUUGUUUUGUGCCAAAAACAUUUUUGUGAAUGAUUCGCGAAACGGCUUACUGUGCAAUUACCUGAGAAAAAGUGAAAAAUUAUCGAGACACAUCUCGAGUGCGUCCGUUUCUUCGAAUUUCCGAAAAUUCAUCGGAUUUUUUUUUCUCAUUUUGCAGCAUCCACACAAACAAUGGACGAAUCCAAACGAGACGAGCUUAUGAAAAAAUUGCAAUCGCGCGCUGCAAACCGAAUCCAAAUGCAACAACCACUCAAUCUCAAUCCACUUUCGAGCAGCGGUUCAGCUACGGGCAAUCCUCGCAACAAAACGGCACUCAAGCCCGGGCAUUCGCUCAUGGAUUGGAUACGACUCGGCAGCUCGGGUGUCGAUUUAACAGGUACUGGCGGUGUAAUUACCGCCGUAAGUCAUGCGGAACUCGCAAAACACAAUAAACCGGAUGACUGUUGGAUUGCGUUGCGUGGUCGUGUUUAUAAUGUCACGCGGUAUAUGGAUUUUCAUCCGGGAGGAGGCGAAGAACUAAUGCGUGGCGCAGGCAAAGAUGCAACCGCGCUAUUUGACUCCGUGCAUGCCUGGGUAAAUUACGAACAACUUCUCUCGAAAUGUCUCGUUGGCCCGUUACGCAACACCGUCACAAUUGACUUUAGCAAUAGUCGAAAAGCAAGCAGCAAAAAACUCGUGGGACCAGAUAAGAGUGAAAAUGCCGCCGAUGCGCCAACUACAGUGCCCGCGGACAAGAAAGAAAUUGUGCCGCGCUUCGAUUGGAUCCAAAAGACGGCAGAUAUCGUUUUGACUUUUUACACGCGCGCCUUAUGCAAUCCCGGGCUAAUCGUCGAGUGUCAUCACGCCGAUGCCAAAACGUUCAGCAUCCGUGUUUUUGUGGAAGAUGUCACGCAUUUAUUUAAAAUUACAUUUUUUGCCGAUGUACGAUGGCCAUGCACGAUACGACUAUCGAGCGAAACAGGUAAAAUAGAGUUGUUAUUCAUGAAAACUGAACCAAAUCUUUGGACGAGUUACGGCACGAUGGAACGAGAAAAAAUCACCGAUUUAGAUAGCAAAAUGUACGAAUAUGACGUACAAGGACGUGAGGAACUGACACACGAUUCGCGUGCUUUGUUACUUACCGCCAAGGAAAAAGUGCAAAUGAUCACUCCAAUCGGGUUUCAUGUAAAUUUGACAGCGAACAUCAAUGGCUCUAAUAUAACACGGAGUUACACUCCGAUUCCUCGUACGUUCUCGCCGCUCAAUGGAACGCCCGGAAAUAUCCCGUUACUCGUAAAAUCGUGUGGUGCCUUAUCGCAAUACAUAACAAGAUCCCUUCCGUUUGCCAGUCAAUUGAAAGUCUCGCGACCGAUGGGCACGUUUCAGUUGACGAGUGUCAAGGAUCAUCGGAGAUUUGCCCUUCUUGCGGCAGGAAGCGGAUUAACGCCGAUGUUGACGUUGAUGGAAUACUUGUUGAAGCGAAGUACAAACAAAGUUGAGGUUAUUCAACUUUUAUAUUUUAACAAAACGGAGGCUGAUGUUUGGUGUCGUGCAACUAUUGAUGCUUUAGUUGAAAAGGAAGAUCGCUUAAUCGUACGUCACAUCCUCUCGUCGCCAUCCGAAUCAUGGACCGGCGAAUCAGGUCUCGUCUCAAAAGAGCAAUUAACAACGUUAACUGACACCAAAAAUCCGAAUCACGUUACCUUCAUAUCGAUUUGUGGUCCCGUGCCCUUCAAUAACUUGUGUUCGCAGUUCCUACGUGAGAUUAAUUUCAAGCCCGACAACAUUCACUUCUUUCAAGGAUAAAUCCCCUCGGUGUGCUGAGUAGAUGGAUGUUUGAUGGGAACCUACAGCAUUUUAAUGAAAUAAUAAUUUGUAAUGACGAUGGAGAAAAAAAAAGUGUGUGUGUGCGGUAACGGAUGUGAAAGCAGAGAUUAUCAAAGCAGAAUUUUUCCUUGUAGAGCAUCACACAACGGCACACUGUCAGUCUGAAUUUCAUUUUCAAUUAAUCAUUCUGUUCACGUGUUUUUUCUACAAUUUUAUUUUAUUUUUUCCCUUCUAUCAGGAUGAUACAAAGUAGGUAGUAUAUAAGCAAACGAGGCAUUUCUAUUUCUACUAUACCGUUAUUUAUGAGAAACUAUUCAUUAUUUUUACUACUGUGAGAUGAAAAAAGAGAAAAAAUCUAUAUAUCUGAAAAGAAAGAAGAAGUAAAUAAA
Molecule: messenger RNA, 2306 nt
Organism: Culicoides brevitarsis
Lineage: Eukaryota; Metazoa; Arthropoda; Insecta; Diptera; Ceratopogonidae
Product: cytochrome b5 reductase 4
Exons: 8
Coding region: 283-1896 (537 amino acids)
Biological process (GO): generation of precursor metabolites and energy; superoxide metabolic process
Cellular component (GO): endoplasmic reticulum
Molecular function (GO): heme binding; cytochrome-b5 reductase activity, acting on NAD(P)H
Source: RefSeq, a predicted model, not a curated record